This is a messenger RNA of Bactrocera neohumeralis, 957 nucleotides long. RefSeq names its product tigger transposable element-derived protein 6-like. The transcript is spliced from 2 exons. The record is from RefSeq and is a predicted model, not a curated record. Bases 352 to 948 code for a protein of 198 amino acids. NCBI's taxonomy places the organism in Eukaryota, Metazoa, Arthropoda, Insecta, Diptera, Tephritidae.
AAUAUGAGUGGUUCAGAAAAGUUGAAAUUGCUAGUUAUCGGCAAGUCAAAAAACCCACGUUGUUUUAAGGGUAUAAAAUCACUUGAUGUGGACUAUGAGUACAACAAAAAAGCGUGGAUGACAAGUGAAAUUUAUGAUAAGUGGCUAAAAAAUCUAGAUAAAGUCUUUGUUGCCCAAAAUAGGAAAAUACUACUGUUCGUUGACAAUUGUCCCGCACAUCCUAAAAAUGUACAAGCAAAUUUAAAAAACAUUAAACUUCAAUAUUUUCCUCCUAAUUUGACGUCUGUUCUACAACCAAUGGACCAAGGGAUUAUUCAAAAUCUCAAGCAACAUUAUAGAAAAUGAAUUGUGAUGAAAGUUUUGGCCCAUAUGGAAGAACCAACUCCUACGACUGUGUCGUUACUUGAUGCAAUCAGGGAUCUAAACAAAACCUGGAAUUUGGGUGUAAAACCACAAACAAUCAGCAAUUGUUUUAGAAAGGCUGGUUUUGCUAAAGGUGAGUUAAUGCAAAAUGCUACUACGGAUGACUGGGAUGAAGAAGACGAUCUUCCAUUGUCUGAAUUGAAACAAAUUUGGACCACAUAUCGAACGGCAAUGGGAACCGAUAAUGUGUCUUUUGAUGAUUACGUCGAUAUUGACGAUGGUGUGCAAACAAUGGGAUUCCCAACAGAUGAAGACAUUUUAGAUAGCGUCAUGGAAAAUCUAGUUCCUUCUGGAAAAGACUUAGAGGAGGAAGUCUCUAGUGAAAGCGAGGUUGAAACAACAACUGAAACUAUACCCACAUUUAAUCAAGCGUAUUCUGCUAUCCAGACCCUAAGAAAUUUUACUUCGUCAAAAGAAAAUGUUCCAAAUGCAGUACAUGCGUCAAUAAAUGUAGUGGAACAUUUUAUAGAGAAAGAGAAAUGGUCCGUAUUUAAACAAAAAAAAAUUACCAUUUUUUUCCAAUAAGAAUUUAUA